AUGGACUUCUUCCGUCAAGCCGGUGAGGCUCUAGAAGCCGGCCAACAAACUCAUGAGCCUACCUUGACAUCACAGCCGAGCAACACCGGCAUCCCAGGCGCACCCUCACCCCAAUUUGCGCUGCUCAAUUUUCUCCUCCCCGGAUACUCUGUCUUGAUGUCUGUCGCACAUUCCUACAUGGGCACCGACAUCAACGCCUAUGUCCCGUUCCUCAUCGUCGUCGCCGCGCUGUACGUGAUUUGGAUGUACGUCUGGGACACGCUGGGCGAUUUCUUCCGCGAUUACUUCACGUCUUCAGUCCUGAUACCAGCCGAUGACGAGAUCUACAACAUGGUCAUGCUGUGGGUUUCGAAGCAGAAAUUCGCCCACAGCUCUCGCAGUUUCGUUGCCAACACCAACAUCAACUCUCGACACCACUUAUUCACCUACAGGUACUACGAUAAUGAAUCUGACGCUGAAGACGAAGACGACGAUGAAAGCCACGUUGAUACCACUACCGGUCUGUCAAACAACCAGAAGCAGGCUCUGCAUUAUACGCCCGGCUUCAACGGCGCGCAUUUCUUCUGGUACAAGAGCUGGCCGUUUACCAUUACGCGAACCAUUCGAGAGCGCGACUCGAAAAACUCCAAUGGAUGGCCCGAGAAGGAGGAGCUGACAAUCACAACCAUUGGCAGAAAUCCUAGAAUAUUGAAGGAAUUGCUGCUGGAAGCCAGGCAGAUACACAUGACGAAAGAUGAUCGCAAGACCGCCAUCUACCGCGCUAAUUUUGUCGACACCUACUGGCAGCGAUGCAUGUCCCGAUUGAAUCGGCCAUUUUCCACCGUCAUUCUAAACGAGGAUGUCAAACAAGACCUUAUUGAUGAUGCCGCUGAUUAUCUCGACCCCGUCACCCGUCGGUGGUACGCAAAUCGCGGUAUUCCCUACCGAAGAGGAUAUCUGCUCCACGGCCCUCCUGGCACGGGCAAGAGCUCUCUCAGUCUCGCACUGGCAGGGUAUUUCCGUAUGAAGAUCUACAUCGUGAGCUUGAGCUCCGCGGCCGCUACUGAGGAGAACCUCAUGUCUCUUUUCCAUGACCUGCCCACCCGCUGUGUCGUUCUCCUUGAGGACAUUGACAGCGCUGGCUUGACACAUAGCCGUGAUACCCCUGAAACUCCUGCUUCGCCUGCCGACGCGGACUCCAAGACCUCUAAUAGCCCAUCUUCUGAUUCCACAUCGACUUCUGGCAGCCGUCUGAGCCUCUCUGGUCUGCUCAACAUCCUCGAUGGUGUGGCUUCCCAGGAAGGCCGCAUUCUCAUCAUGACGACCAACCAUAUCGAGAAACUCGACAAGGCCCUCAUCCGCCCCGGCCGUGUCGACAUGACCAUCCACUUUGGCCUCGCCGACUCCAACAUGAUUGCCUCCAUCUUCCGCUCCAUCUAUGCGCCGUACGAAAACGAAACUACGUCCAUGGCCGAGGCUAAAGACCCUGACCAGGAGGCCAUUCAGAAAAGGCUGGCUAAGAGGCGGGCCAAGAUCAGUGAACGCGUAGACGAGCAGGCGAAAUUGUUCAGCCAGGAGAUUCCAGAGUUGGAGUUCAGCCCCGCCGAGGUUCAGGGUUUGCUGUUGAGACACAAGCGUGAUCCUGCGAGCGCUUUGGCUGCCGCCGGGGCUUGGGUUGUGCAGAUGAGAAAGGACAAGAAGGAGAAGGCGGAGGAGGACGAAAAGAAACAGAAGGAGGAGCAGGAGAAGAAGCAGAAGGAGAAGGAGAAGGAAAAGGAAAAAGAGGAUGAGAAGGAAAAAGAAAAGGAGAAGGGUAAGGACAAGGAGAAAGAGAAAGAGAAAGAGCAGGCCAAGGGGAACAACGUGGACGGAGGAGAGGACAAGGCAGACCAAGGGAAGAAUGAUAAAGACAAAGAGCACAAUUCUGGCACUGAAGAGGCGGCUACACACGACGCCUCUAAUGGCCUGGCUCCAAAAGAGUCGGAUACGCGGAAGAAGGGUUCGUCUGAUUCCGGAUAUGAGACCCCAUGA
This is a messenger RNA of Pochonia chlamydosporia 170, 2010 nucleotides long. RefSeq names its product BCS1-like ATPase. Gene Ontology annotation, cellular component: mitochondrial inner membrane. Lineage: Eukaryota; Fungi; Ascomycota; Sordariomycetes; Hypocreales; Clavicipitaceae. Gene Ontology annotation, molecular function: ATP hydrolysis activity; ATP binding. The record is from RefSeq and is a predicted model, not a curated record. Bases 1 to 2010 code for a protein of 669 amino acids. The transcript has a single exon. Gene Ontology annotation, biological process: protein insertion into mitochondrial inner membrane from matrix; mitochondrial respiratory chain complex III assembly.